Bombyx mandarina (wild silkworm) is the source of this 1965-nucleotide messenger RNA. Its product is annotated as ionotropic receptor 84a. Lineage: Eukaryota; Metazoa; Arthropoda; Insecta; Lepidoptera; Bombycidae. Gene Ontology annotation, cellular component: membrane. Gene Ontology annotation, molecular function: ligand-gated monoatomic ion channel activity. The record is from RefSeq and is a predicted model, not a curated record.
AUGUCAACGAAGAUUUUGUUUAUUUUAUUUUAUUGCGCGCUAGUUACAUGUUAUAAUAAAAUCAAUAUUAUUGGAUCUUUUGCGAAUCACAAUUGGAAGCCAACAUCGAUAUUAGCUCCGAAUUUGUGUUGGGACGAUUUUGAGGUAAAGGAAUUAACGAAGAUGCUUAAUAAAAUUGGAAUAAAUGUUGCCCAGUCACUACAACAGAACCGCACCGAAUAUUUUCUACAGCAUUGUUUGAUUGUGGCCGAUUUCGAUUGUGGACACACUGAAGAUUUUUUGAUGAAGGCGAACGGAGAAGGUUACUUCAAAUCGCCGUACCGAUGGCUGUUGAUCAAUUCAAAUGGGCACAACACGGAUGUAUUGCGAAAAUUGGAUGUGCUGGUUGACAGUGACGUUGUUAUAGCCAAACGAAUCAAUGAAGACGAGGUUUUAUUCGAAGAAGUGUACAAAAUUUCGGAGAGCUCCAAUAUAACAUACCUUAAUAACAGAGCUAUGUGGUCUUUCAAAUACAACCUGAAAAACUUAACAGCUUCUUCAGUCGCUCUGAAAGAAAAUUCAACUAGCAUUGAUACAAAUGAUCCUAAUAUUAGCUUAAAAGAAAAAGUCCACAAAAUAGGCGAAAUAGAAGAUUACACAAAAAAUAAAGUUUUAUCUUCUAGAAGAGUUAAUUUGAAAAGCCACACUUUGACAAUGGUAAAUGUUAUAACGGACAGUAAUGAAACAAGAAAACAUAUGGACGACAGAAUGAAUCUUCAUCAAGAUUCAAUAACGAAAAUGUCAUAUGCCAUCGUCAGGAUUUGCUUUGAAAUGUUGAAUGCGACUGAAAAAUUAAUGUUUACACACACUUGGGGCUACAGAGACAAGCAAGGGAGAUGGCAGGGUGUCGUCGAUCAUUUGAUUAAGAAAGAAGCUGAUUUAGGUACUUUAACCAUCUUCACACAGGAACGAAUGGAUCGCGUUGAUUAUAUAGCAAUGGUGGGUUCUACGGCGGUGAGGUUCGUCUUCCGGGAGCCGCCUCUGGCAUACAUCUCCAAUAUCUUCGCAUUACCGUUCAAUACUAAUGUCUGGUUAGCCAUAUUGAUAUGCGUGCUCGGUUGCUCUGGGUUUUUGUAUGUGACUUCCAAAUGGGAAGCCAGCAUGGGAAUGCAUCCACUGCAAAUGGACGGGUCAUGGGCAGACGUGUUAAUACUAAUAAUUGGGGCUGUACUCCAACAAGGGUGUACUCUUGAGCCAAGAUAUGCGGCGGGGAGAUGCGUGACAUUGAUACUCUUCGUUGCCCUGACGAUACUGUACGCUGCGUAUUCAGCCAACAUAGUUGUCUUAUUAAGAGCUCCGAGUUCUUCGGUCAGGUCUUUGCCAGACCUCCUGAACUCUCCGUUGAAACUUGGAGCCAGUGACUUUGAAUACAAUCGGUACUUUUUUAAAAAAUUAAACGAUCCAAUAAGAAAAGCUAUUUACGACAAAAAAAUUGCGCCCAAAGGUAAGAAGCCCAAUUUCUACAGCAUGGAAGAUGGAGUCGAGAAAAUAAGGAAGGGUCUAUUCGCGUUCCACAUGGAACUGAAUCCGGGCUACAGGCUGAUUCAGGAGACGUACCGAGAGGACGAGAAGUGCGAUCUGGUGGAAAUUGAUUACAUUAAUGAAAUCGAUCCCUGGGUGCCCGGACAGAAAAGGUCACCUUUCAAAGACCUGUUCAAAAUAAACUUCCUCAAGAUCCGCGAAUCGGGUAUUCAAGCGGCCAUACACCACCGUCUGCACGUGCCCAAGCCCCGUUGCUCGGGAACUGUCUCCACGUUCAGUAGCGUCGGCAUCACCGACAUGUACCCGGCCAUGCUAGCGACCUUGUAUGGAAUGCUGCUCGCCCCGGCCGUUUUACUUGUGGAGAUAGCGCACAUGAAACUGAUGCUUGUCAGAAUGAAGAAGGCUGGUACCGAAAAUGCUUACGUCACGCCCUUCGUCAAUUGA